AUGGUACUUCUCUUGAUCUAUGUUGAUGAUAUUAUCCUCACUGGCACAUCUGGUGCUCCAUUCACGUCUCUUCUCGUUGAUCUCAGUCGGAAAUUUGUGGUGAAGGAUUUGGACCCUCUUCAUUAUUUUUUUGGUAUUGAGGCUGUUUCUAAUUCCUAUGGUCUUCAUCUUACACAGUCAAAGUAUAUUCAUGAUGUUCUAACCCAUUGUGCUAUACUUGACUGUAAGCCUCUCUGUACUCCUAUUGUUGCGGGGUCUUAUCUCUCCUUAUUUGAUGGUGAUCUGUUUGACAACCCCUCUCUCUAUCGAAGUGUGGUUGGCAGUCUCCAAUAUCUCACCGUCACAAAACUUGAUAUUGCUUAUGUCGUUAAUCAA
Molecule: messenger RNA, 375 nt
Organism: Elaeis guineensis (African oil palm)
Lineage: Eukaryota; Viridiplantae; Streptophyta; Magnoliopsida; Arecales; Arecaceae
Source: RefSeq, a predicted model, not a curated record